GGGUUGCUUAUCUCGAUGGAACUCAGAAAGCCAAAAAGCUGCAGGCAGAGGCCUUGAGGGCAUCGGUUUGGGGAACUAAGAGCAGCAGCACUUUCAGAUUCAGUCCAUAUAGAACUGUCCUCCAGGGUUCUGGGAACCUGAGGAUGUGCGGCGCCUAAAGGGGCUGGAAGUGAUCCACCUGUGAUGAGCCCUUUCUAAGAGAUCACCCCACCAGAAAAGAGUAGGAAUGAGCGAGUUGGGAAUUUUAGACUGUCACUGCACAUGGACCUCUGGGAAGACGUCUGGCAAGAGCUAGGCCCACUGGCCCUACAGACGGAUCUUCCUGGCUCACCUGUCCCUGUGGAGGUUCCCCUGGGAAGGCAAGAUGCCCAACAACAGCACUGCUCCGUCAUUGACCGAUGUUACCUACAUCACCAUGGAGAUUUUCAUUGGACUCUGCGCCAUAGUGGGCAACGUGCUGGUCAUCUGGGUGGUCAAGCUGAACCCCAGCCUGCAGACCACCACCUUCUAUUUCAUUGUCUCUCUAGCCCUGGCUGACAUUGCUGUUGGGGUGCUGGUCAUGCCUUUGGCCGUUGUCGUCAGUCUGGGCAUCACAAUCCACUUCUACAGCUGCCUUUUUAUGGCCUGCCUACUGCUGAUCUUUACCCACGCCUCCAUCAUGUCCUUGCUGGCCAUCGCUGUGGACCGAUACUUGCGGGUCAAGCUUACCGUCAGAUUCAGAAUUCCUGGGCUCCCUGGGUGCAUUCUGUCAUUCCAGUUGAAAGUUUGCUUCCUUCCAGUCAUGUGGCUCUUCAUUCUACUCUCCUUGGCUCUCUUUUCAGAUGCCAUGGUCAUGGAUGAAAAGGUCAAGGAAAGCUUUGUGCUGGACACGGCUUCUGCCAUCUGCAACUACAAUGCUCGCUACAAGGAUCACCCCAAAUACUGGUGCCGAGGCUAUUUCCGUGACUACUGCAACAUCAUCGCCUUCUCCCCCAACAGCACCAAUCAUGUGGCCCUGAGGGACACAGGGAACCAGCUCAUUGUUACUAUGUCCUGCCUGACCAAAGAGGACACGGGCUGGUACUGGUGUGGCAUCCAGCGGGACUUUGCCAGGGAUGACAUGGAUUUUACAGAGCUGAUUGUAACUGACAACAAAGGAACCCUGGCCAAUGACUUUUGGUCUGGAAAAGACCUAUCAGGCAACAAAACCAGAAGCUGCAAGGCUCCCAAAGUUGUUGGUGAGACUGACCACUCCAGGACGUCCAUUCUCAUCAUUUGCAUACUGAUCACGGGUUUGGGAAUCAUCUCUAUAAUCAGUCAUUUGACCAAAAGGAGGAGAAGUCAAAGGAAUAGAAGGGUAGGCAACUCUUUGAAGCCCUUCUCACGUGUCCUGACUCCAAAGGAAAUGGCUCCUACUGAACAGAUGUGACUGAAGAUUUCUUUUAUUUAGUUCAUAAAUAAAGUGAUGCUACAACAGAAUAAUCACCAUGACAAAUGGCCCACACCUCAGAGACUGAUUCCGAUCUCCCAGGAAUUCUGAAGGACCCUCUAUCCUUGCCAACAAUCAUUUGCAGCCAGGUAACAACGGCGGUAGUCGGAGCUAUGAUGGACCAAACCCGAGCAAGGCUGCACUCAAAUAACAUCUCAAGAUCUUAGUUCUCAUGCAUUCCAUCAGUCAGAGGUGAAGAAGAGUUGGAGAAUCUGGAUCGGGGGCCAGGAAAUCACUUGUAUUUUUUUAGCCAAUAAAUUCCUAGCCAGUGUUGAAUGAA
Molecule: messenger RNA, 1748 nt
Organism: Macaca mulatta (Rhesus monkey)
Lineage: Eukaryota; Metazoa; Chordata; Mammalia; Primates; Cercopithecidae
Gene: TMIGD3
Product: transmembrane and immunoglobulin domain containing 3
Biological process (GO): G protein-coupled adenosine receptor signaling pathway
Cellular component (GO): synapse; dendrite; plasma membrane
Molecular function (GO): G protein-coupled adenosine receptor activity
Source: RefSeq, marked validated